Cinclus cinclus is the source of this 2562-nucleotide messenger RNA. RefSeq names its product chondroitin sulfate synthase 3 (gene CHSY3). NCBI's taxonomy places the organism in Eukaryota, Metazoa, Chordata, Aves, Passeriformes, Cinclidae. The transcript has 3 exons. Gene Ontology annotation, cellular component: Golgi cisterna membrane. The record is from RefSeq and is a predicted model, not a curated record. Bases 1 to 2562 code for a protein of 853 amino acids. Gene Ontology annotation, molecular function: glucuronosyl-N-acetylgalactosaminyl-proteoglycan 4-beta-N-acetylgalactosaminyltransferase activity.
AUGGCAGCGCGAUCCCGGAGACCCUGGCUGAGCGUCGUGCUGGGGCUGGUGCUGGGUUUCACCGCCGCCUCCUGGCUCAUCGCCCCUAGAGUGGCCGAGCUCAGCGAGAAGAAGCGGCGCGGCGCCAGCCUCUGCUCCUACUACGGCCGCGCGGCGGGGCCGGGGGCGGCCCGGGGCGCGGCGGCGGUGGCGGGUGGGCAGCAGGCACCGCCGGGGGCAGCGGCGGUGCUGGGCGGCACGAGUUUCAGGAGCAGCCCCUGGGAGCUGGCGGCGGCGGAGGGCACGGUCUCCAGCCCCGCUGCCGGCGGGGAAGGGGAGCCGGAGGAGGAGGACGAAGGCGGCGAGAAGCGGAGCGGCCGGCCUGGUGCCAACCACAACGGGAGCGGGGACUGGGGGGGCGCCCAGAGCUGCACCAAGCCCCGCAACUUCCUCUACGUGGGGGUGAUGACGGCCCAGAAGUACCUGGGCAGUCGGGCGGUGGCGGCGCAGCGGACUUGGGCGUCCUCGGUGCCGGGCCGCGUGGAGUUCUUCUCCAGCCAGGGCUCCGCUGCCCCCCCCGGGAUGCCCCCGCUGCCCGUCGUCGCCCUGCCAGGAGUGGACGACUCUUACCCACCGCAAAAGAAGUCCUUCAUGAUGAUCAAGUACAUGCACGACCACUACCUGGACAAGUACGAGUGGUUCAUGCGGGCGGACGACGACGUCUACAUAAAAGGUGAAAAAUUGGAGGAGUUUCUUCGCUCACUGAACAGCAGUAAACCUCUGUAUUUGGGGCAGACUGGUCUGGGUAAUAUUGAAGAACUUGGAAAACUGGGGCUUGAGCCUGGAGAAAAUUUCUGCAUGGGAGGGCCAGGAAUGAUCUUCAGCCGGGAAGUUCUCCGGAGGAUGGUGCCACAUAUAGGUGAAUGCCUUCGAGAAAUGUACACCACUCAUGAGGAUGUGGAAGUGGGCAGGUGUGUCCGGAGGUUUGGAGGAACUCAGUGCGUUUGGUCCUAUGAGAUGCAGCAAUUGUUCCAUGAAAACUAUGAACACAACCGCAAGGGUUACAUUCAAGAUCUUCACAACAGCAAGAUCCACACAGCCAUAACACUUCAUCCAAACAAAAGACCAGCCUACCAAUAUAGGCUGCACAAUUACAUACUGAGUCGCAAAAUUUCUGAACUGCGCCAUCGGACCAUCCAGCUCCAUCGAGAAAGUGUCCUGAUGAGCAAGCUCAGUAACACUGAAGUAAAUAAGGAAGAUCAACAACUGGGAGUGGUGCCGUCUUUCAAUAAUUUCCAGCCGCGUGAAAGGGAUGAAGUCAUUGAGUGGGAGUUCCUGACAGGAAAGUUUCUUUACUCAAUGGUGGAGAACCAGCCACCCCGGCAAAGCCUGAGCAGUGUCCUGCGGGCUGCACUGGAUGAUACUGUGAUGCAGGUCAUGGAAAUGAUAAAUGAGAACUCCAGAUCUAGAGGAAGGCUCAUUGAUUUCAAGGAAAUACAGUAUGGGUACCGCAGGGUAGACCCUCUGCAUGGGGUAGAGUACAUCCUGGAUUUGCUGCUUUUGUACAAAAGGCACAAAGGAAGGAAAGUUACAGUUCCAGUGAGACGCCAUGCUUACCUUCAGCAAUUGUUUAGCAAACCUUUCUUCAAAGAAGCAGAGGAGCUGGAUGUAAAAAGCUUGCUGGAGGACACCAACACUGACACUCAAUCUUUCUCUUUCCUUUCAAAUUCUUUAAAGAUUUUUUCCUCGUCAUUCCAAGGCACCAAAGAGACUGGGGGACACAGUGACAAGAAAAUACAUAUUCUUGUCCCUAUCACGGGAAGAUUUGAUACUUUCUCAAGAUUUAUGGAUAAUUUUGAGAAGACUUGUCUGAUUCCCAAGCAGAAUGUAAAGUUGGCAAUAAUUCUCUUCAGUUCUGAGUCAGGCCAAGACUCCAGCAAACACAUUGAGCUAACGAAAGAAUACAGCAUUAAAUAUCCCAAGGCAGACAUGACCCUGAUUCCAAUGUCAGGAAAGUUUUCUAGAGGUUUAGGUCUUGAGAUGGCCGCUUCUCAGUUUGACAAUGACACUUUGCUGCUGUUCUGUGAUGUUGAUCUGGUAUUCACAUCAGACUUCCUCCAACGAUGCAGAGAUAACACUAUUCAGGGAGAGCAGGUUUACUACCCUAUCAUCUUCAGUCAAUAUGAUCCAAAAGUAAUAUACGGAGGCAACCCUCCAGCUGACAGUAGUUUUGUUUUCACAAAAAGAACUGGAUUUUGGAGGGAGUAUGGAUUUGGAAUUACUUGUAUUUACAAAAGUGAUCUACUGACUGCUGGUGGAUUUGAUACCUCGAUUCAAGGCUGGGGACUUGAGGAUGUAGAUCUCUUUACUAAAGUGAUAACGUCUGGCUUGAAGGCUUUCAGAAGUCAGGAAGUAGGAGUUGUCCAUAUUUUUCAUCCUGUUCAGUGUGACCCAAAUUUAGAUCCGAAACAAUAUAAAAUGUGCUUAGGGUCCAAAGCAAGUACAUUUGCCUCUACCAUGCAGCUCGCUGGACUCUGGCUACAGAAACAUUUGGGUGUCAAGUACAACUGGACUCUCUCCUGA